This is a messenger RNA of Clarias gariepinus (North African catfish), 3587 nucleotides long. RefSeq names its product receptor accessory protein 2 (gene reep2). Gene Ontology annotation, biological process: endoplasmic reticulum tubular network organization. Bases 139 to 936 code for a protein of 265 amino acids. NCBI's taxonomy places the organism in Eukaryota, Metazoa, Chordata, Actinopteri, Siluriformes, Clariidae. Gene Ontology annotation, molecular function: microtubule binding; taste receptor binding. Gene Ontology annotation, cellular component: endoplasmic reticulum membrane; cytoplasmic microtubule; endoplasmic reticulum tubular network. The transcript is spliced from 8 exons. The record is from RefSeq and is a predicted model, not a curated record.
GUGAAUGAACAGGCGAGAUGUUGGUGUAAAGCUGAACAGGUAUAUCCGUGGGUGAUUCGAGCCAGCGUUAUUUCUGGUAGGUGGAAAUGGCGGUGAUUUCCGGGGAUCAGUAAAGCAUCACUAGAAGCGGUCCUCAUCAUGGUGUCGUGGAUCAUUUCCAGGAUGGUGGUCCUGGCCUUUGGGACCCUCUACCCAGCCUACUCCUCAUAUAAGGCAGUCAAGACGAAAAAUGUGAAGGAGUAUGUGAAAUGGAUGAUGUACUGGAUAGUAUUUGCGCUCUUUACCACAGCAGAGACGAUCACGGAUAUGGUUCUGUCGUGGUUUCCUUUUUAUUUCGAGCUGAAGAUUGCUUUUGUCAUCUGGCUGCUGUCUCCAUACACAAAGGGCUCCAGCGUCCUGUAUCGCAAGUUUGUGCACCCCACGCUGUCCAACAAAGAAAAGGAGAUCGAUGAGUACAUCACUCAGGCGAAGGACCGCAGCUAUGAGACCAUGAUGCGCUUUGGGAAGAGAGGGCUGAAUAUUGCAGCCACGGCCGCAGUCACCGCAGCCGCCAAGGGUCAGGGCGUGUUGUCGGAGAAGCUGCGCAGUUUCAGUCUGCAGGAUCUGACGCUCAUUCAGAAUGAGGAGGAGCUGCUGGAUGACGAGACACACACUGCUGCUACACUGCCCCGUGCUAAAACACGUACAGCACGUCCAACGUCCAUACCGACAGACAGCGAAUCGCAGCUCAGUUCCCGCUCUGAUGGCGAACAGGCAGAUAGCAGGACGGAGCACUCGGAUGAGGACAUUGCUGACAAAGUGCCCAAGCGAACAGCCAGCAUGAGAGCAGCGAAGAAACCAACCGCUGCUAAGACAGAGACAGUUAAGACACUGAAGAAGCAGCCAAAGAAGAAGAGCACCACAGCAACCGGCAGUAACGCUGAGACACCACCUUGAGAUGCCAGCACAAGGCUGCAUGUACACUCACUCAUAUACACACACACACACACACACACACACACGCUGAAUUCUUGUAAAACUCGUAUAAACACUAAUACUUUUGGAGAUAGGGUGUGACAAACACCCACAUACACACAUACACACAGUCCGUCUUUGUCACACAAAUCAAGGUCACUCUUGCUUGUUUUGGAUAGAUAGAUUUUCUGCUUCUGUAUCGGUUAAACUGCUGUCAUGUGUGUGCGAGAGUGUAUUCAGAUUUCAUCUCUUUGUGACGUCCCUCUAAGUAUCCUUACACACUUCAUCCAGUCCCUCACAGCUCUCUUGUGUUUAAGGACGUUGUGUCUUCCUGUCACUGUUCCUUUUUUAAACAUGUAGGACAUACAGCGUGGGAGUUGCAGGCAGGAAAAAAAAAAACAAUACUGAGACAGAAGGGAAGACGGACUCACAGCCGAUUGGUUUAGCUUUCGACUAGGGGACUCUCUCCCAUGCAAGCAUAAUGAGUGUGUUAAAAGUUAGUGGUAGAUUUCAGGGCUGCAAGCACAGCCCUGUCUUCGCUACGUUCCACAGAACGUUACGUAAUCACCGUCGUCUCUGAAAGAUUUACGCUCGAGGAGGGGAGAUGCGUGUUUCUUCGGAAGCUUUUGCUGCUAAUGACGGCUUUAUUGCUGGAACUGUUGCUGGAAACGUUCAAGCUUCACUUCCUGUCUGUGUUCCCACUGAGCAACACAGCUCGUUACAGCUCACAUCUUUGGGAUUAUAUUGCCCUUAUAAUAAAAAGAAUUAUGAAGGCUUAUGAAUAGACAUGCAGAUUAGGGACAGGCAAUAGAUCACCGUACAGGACGUCCCAGUUUCACUUUUUUGUGUUUUGCCACAAUCAGUGUGACCUGAUAUCUGAUCCCGAGCUCAUCUCAAACAUCCUUGCGUCAUAACAUAACCGAUCCGACUCUCUUCAUGCUUUAUUGUAGGGUUAUCUGUGUCUUAAGAUGUAUCUGCAUAGGAGAUGGCAUUCAGUACAAUCCUGUGUUGAUCUCUAGAUUCAGGCCAGUCUCAUGCAUACCAGUCUGAUAGCCAUUUGGGGUGUUGUUACACCUCAGGAUACAGUAUGCCUCGGUCUUUCAUUUUCCAUAAUAUAUAAUAUAAUUUCAUUCACCCCUUCUGGACCUGAUUAGAAGACUGUGUGUGUGUGUUGUGGCGUCAGGUAAAUGCCUGGUCACGUUUUUCAGUUUAAAUAUUAUUAAAUACGGCCUUUUAGCUGUUUUAGUUCUUUUUAAUGGAGGUGUGAGCUUGGCAGUAUGCAACUCUAGUACUGUAGUUUUGUGGAAAUAUUUAACCAGAUAUGGGACAGUUUGCAGCAUGACCUGUUGUGUGAUGAGAUGUUUUUUUUUUUUUUUUUUUACAGAAUUAAAAGGUCCAAUUUGUAGCCUAGCUCACUCUGUCCUGCUCACAAUGGUUGUGUUUUAAGAACAGGAACGUGACAAACAAUCAAAGAAAUUCAUUUGUUUUACUUUAAUUAAUUCUUUCUUUAAUUAAUUGUUAGGAAAAAAAAUUGGAAAUAACCUGUGUCACUCCCUGAUAUUUUUGUGCAGUACCGGUUUUGACAGCGACUUUCAUUGCCUCAGUUUUAAAUGGCAUGUAAAUUCGCCACAGGCAGGAUUCUGUCAAGUCGGCUUGAGAGCUGAUGCCUAAAUGUAGACAAGGAUCUGUUUUGCCUCUUCGCAGAUGCUGUAGAUACUGAUUUCAGAUCAGUUGUCUUGUAUCAGCCUCCAGCUGUGAUGUCAGGAUCGAUUAAGGUUUUGAGUCGAGUAACCGCGCCGUGCAGUUUCUACACUGAACCAACAGCAGGCGCAGCAAGUUUCCGUUUAAAUAAAACCGAAAAAACAAGGUGGCUCUUAAAGUUUGCUUAAUAUUUGCAGGUUUGACCUGUUCGCCCACAUAAUGUGGUCUCUAGUAUUAAAAUAUAAAUAUAUCACUCUAAUCAAUGGCAAAGUUAUUAUCGAACAUGUUGAACAGCUGGCAAUUGUUCUUAAAUGUAAAUAUUCAAAUAUGUUUGCCUGUACAGAAUGAGCUUGCUUGACUUACUCUUUAAUUGUGGUCUUUUUAUUUCCCUGUUUUCAUCAUCUCUGAUUAUUUCUCGCUUUUAUAGUAGGAAAGGGUGUAUUGUAAAUAUUGAUCGCCUGUUUUUAAUUUGCAUUCAUUCUCAUUUCUUUUGUUAGCUCUAGAUUAUAAGAAAGACGAAGGUUAUUUUUAGAAAUGUCAUGUAACGCCGGGUUUCUCUGGAUUUUCUUUAAUCCUCACUUAAUGUACAUAUGCUUCAGAGGAACACUACGUUUGCUUUCUCUUAUUUUCUUUCAUUUUUUAAUUUGAACUUUUGGACUUUUGAGAGACAAAUACAUUGCAAAUAGUAUUCAUGGUAUAGUCAUGCCAGUUAAUUUCAUCAUAGUCUUUUUCCUUUAGGGAUUAUUUCCUGUGUCAUUUUUGCCACAAGUAUUAUUGUGUGUGUGUAUAUAGGACUUGAAACAGUGAGACUAUAUUCAGCACUAAUAUAUUGUUUGUGUUAAUCGUCAAUAUGCCACUAUAAUAAGACUGAGGCAGAGAUGAUGUGGAAAGAUUGCUGCUUAAAUAAAACUGAAAUAAAAUGAUUAAAGCAC